AUGAGGCCCAUCCUGCUGUCGGGCCACGAACGUGCCCUGACCCAAGUCAGAUACAACCCGGACGGCGACCUCAUCUUCUCUGUCUCCAAGGACCAACAGAUCUGCGUUUGGUUUGCGCACAAUGGCGAGCGUCUUGGAACCUACCGCGGCCACCAGGGUGCCAUUUGGACUAUCGACGUCGACCCAACUUCGACCAUCCUCGCCUCUGGCUCCGCCGACAACACCAUCCGCCUCUGGGACAUCAAGACCGGCAAGUGCCUCAAGACCUGGGACUUCCCGACCGCCGUGAAGCGCGUCGAGUUCAACGAGGACGGCACUCAGCUGCUGGGCGUGACCGAGAAGCGCAUGGGCCACAUGGGAACAAUUGUCGUGCUGGACGUCAAGAUCGAUGUGGAGGCCGAGCAGACUGACGAGAAGGCCCUGACCAUUGUCUGCGAGGAGAGCAAGGCCACUGUCGCCGGCUGGAGCUACCUCAGCAAGUACAUCAUCGCCGGCCACGAGGACGGCUCCAUCUCCCAGUUUGACGGCAAGUCGGGCGACCUGCUUUACAACUUCCCCAUCCACGAGCUCAACCAGCAAAUCACCGACCUCCAGUGGUCCCAGGACCGCACAUACUUCAUCACCUCCUCAAAAGACAAGACCGCCAAGCUUAUCUCCGCCAAGGAACUCGAAGUUUUCAAGAGCUACGCCACCGACACCCCGCUCAACAGCGCCGCCAUCGCCCCCAAUAAGGACUUUGUCAUCCUCGGUGGUGGCCAGGCCGCUAUGGAUGUCACGACGACUAGUGCUCGUCAGGGCAAGUUCGAGGCCCGCUUCUACCACAAGAUCUUCGAGGACGAGAUCGGCCGCGUGCGUGGUCACUUCGGUCCGCUCAACACCGUUGCUGCCGACCCCACCGGCAAGGGCUAUGCCAGCGGUGGUGAGGAUGGUUACGUCCGCGUGCACGCUUUCGACAAAGGUUACUAUGAUUUCAUGUACGAGGUUGAGCGCGAGAGGGCGAACAAGUUGGCUGCGGCGGCUGCGACGGCGAUGGCGUGA
Molecule: messenger RNA, 1038 nt
Organism: Dichotomopilus funicola
Lineage: Eukaryota; Fungi; Ascomycota; Sordariomycetes; Sordariales; Chaetomiaceae
Product: WD40-repeat-containing domain protein
Exons: 3
Coding region: 1-1038 (345 amino acids)
Biological process (GO): cytoplasmic translational initiation
Cellular component (GO): cytoplasm; eukaryotic translation initiation factor 3 complex, eIF3m
Molecular function (GO): translation initiation factor activity; protein binding; RNA binding
Source: RefSeq, a predicted model, not a curated record